Messenger RNA from Linnemannia hyalina, 3540 nucleotides. Lineage: Eukaryota; Fungi; Mortierellomycota; Mortierellomycetes; Mortierellales; Mortierellaceae. The record is from the annotation of a GenBank genome assembly.
AUGAUGCCAGUUGUCGAUCUCUGGGAUCAAAAACACCAACACCAGAAGCAGCCAUCUCACCAACAGCAUACACAAGCACAAGUACAACAGCAACAAGCUCAGCAGUAUUUGAAUCAACUCAACCAUCACCAGCAGCAGCAACAGACCCCGCCAGAGCGUAGAUUUAUCCUGUCCAGCCCAACCUCGUUCACACACGCUAGAAAAUCCUCCGUCGAUUCGGCCGGAUCACUGACAGAGUCCGAACGUACUCGCAUCAUCAGCAAUAACAGCAACAAUAACAGCGCCAACUACACUACAGCCAAUAUCGAAUCAUCGCGACAUGGUCGAAACAGAUCGAACACUGGUGGAGACGAGAUGAUGAUGCCAUCAGUCCAGCGAAGCAGUCCUUUGCAGUCGGAUCCACUCCAGGAAACCCCAGUCGUCAUCAGUGCGGCCAGAGCCAGCGGAGGAGGAGCGACAUCCAGGUUCGAGAUGCUCUUGAAUCAGAUCGCCGCACAGCGCACCAAGCUUAAUGCACUCAAUGCCGGAGCCCAGACGCUGACAAAAGACAUUGCGGCAUUGGACGAGACUCUUGGGGAGGAGCAUGUUUCGCGAGAGGCUGUCUUGCAGGAUGCCACCAAGGCUGUCGAUGGCUGGGGUCGAACCUGGACCGCCUAUUCCAAAUGUGAGCCCGUCGAAGUGUUGAAGAAGAGGCCCAGCGCUUUGGUAUCCCUGAUCCAAGGGAUGACUUGGGAGGACAAGAAAGAGCUGUUUGAGCAACUUGUCUGGAGCUGUCGACCCCGCGAGACAUAUCAACUUCAACACCAACUGACGAUUCGACAUGGACAAGUGUAUGGAUUUGAUCUCUUGGACGAGUUUCCAUCCGAGAUCUCAACUCUCGUUUUGAAGAACCUCUCCUUCUCGGAUCUUGCCAACUGCCGUCUGGUUUCGCGUGCAUGGAGGCAAAAGACAAUGGCCUAUGAUGUUCUUUUGGCAGCGAUGGAUCGCGUGACAUAUACAGACGACACGGUCGACAUGGAUAAGCAGGAUGAUGCACGAAAGAACUGGAACCUACUCUGCCGGUACCAGGAACGUGACUUGCGGUGGAAGCGGCACAGGCCUGCCUCUACUUAUGCCAUGAUGGGUCACACCAGUUAUGUCACUUCCCUCAAGGAUCGGGGCGAGUGGAUCAUCAGCGGAGGAUACGACGAGAAGGUUCGACUCUGGGAGUCAGCGACGGGCAAGUGUGUCAAGAUCUGGGAGGUUGACUCGGCUGUUAGCUGUGUGGAGCUAUUGGUUGAUGCCAAUAUGGAAGGAGGUGGAGUUGUUGUUGCAGCCUUUGUUGACAUUGGAUUGGUCAAGGUGUGGUCAUUACACGGACCACUGAACAUGUACACACUGACGGGACACCAGAAGGGCGUCCGGGCUCUGGCCAUCAACGAGAGCUACUUGGUCACAGCGGGAUUCGACCAAACCGUUCUUGUCUGGAACUGGGCAAUAGGGCGCAAAGUCGCCAGCUUCCGCGCUCACAACGAAGUGAUCCUGAGCGUGCACCUGACAAAGAACACGGUCUACACCUUUUGCAUCGACGCUACUUUGCGCGUAUUUGACAUCCCCUCGCGGACACUGCUGCACCAGGUCAAGCUCUUUGAAGUCCAACAAGGCUCAUCGCUGCAAUGGUCAUGCCUCCAGGGCAAGAUGUUCUUGACGGCGACCAACAGGAAGGUCUAUGUCUGGCAAAUGGAACAUCUCGAGAGCCUCGUGCAGCAACAACAACAUCAACAACAGCAGAGCCUCCAACAAAUGCUCCGUUAUCGAUCUCUCAGUACCGUGUCACUCGCCUCUUCGUCAGAUUUGGGUUCAGAACCACAGCAACACUAUACGCCACCCAUUUCCCCUUCGCGCACGCCUCUGGGUCCUACUCCGUCGUCGUCGCUCACCAAUUUGAUUUCGCAGCCCGACACGCCAGCGCCAUCAUCAUCUACUCUGUCGCUCGUUACGAGUAUCAGCACGGGAUCAAUGUAUGAAGGGUUUGGCGCAUCGGUCGAAACUAGAGUCAAGCCAUGUCUGACAGCAGUUCUGACUGUUUCUAGCGACAUGUGGUGCGGAAACGUCACCCAUCAUGACCCGCCAUUAUUGCUCAUUGGAUCUCGCAGUUCUCCUGUGAAGCUUUCGACUGUUGCCCUGAUCAAGGACAUCAUUGACCCCAGCAAGGUCUACAAUAACGACUACACGCCUCUUCAAAUCACACCCAAGAACUGGAUUUUCCAGGGUUCUCCGACAGGCCACGGUCGAGGGGUGAUGUCUAUCGACUUGAGCUCUGGUCGACUCGUCAUGGGUUGUACUGGAGGCUCUAUUCAUGUGUUGAACAUGGAUCCUGCCAAGAGGAGCCUGGCAUCUUUGAGGUCGAAUGCUGCUGCUACGGUGGUCACCCUGCCUCAUUUGACGCCCACCCAAAUGGAUUCCAUUCGAUCUGUGAGUCCUGUCAACCCUCCUUUGCCCCUGGCACCGGUUCCUAUCAAGCCUGCUACGACGACUACAACGACUGUGAUCACGACGACAAACGGAGGAGGGUACCCCAGACGACCGUUGUCGACAGUGUUCAGGAGCAGCAGUAACAGCACCAACAGUGUGGUCGGUGGUCGUUCAGGAGUCCUCAUGGUUCCUACUCCCAACCAGUCGCCAAUCACCACCGUUGCCUCUUCGAUGCUCGUCAGCCCAACGACCCACUUGCCUAGGAACAGUCCUCCUCGAGGUGGGGUCAACUCGCCGUCGUCCUACAACAAGUCUACCAAAAAAGCUAUCACCCCGCAGUCCGAGUAUGAAGAGCAGGAGGUGCUAGUCGAUUCUUAUGACGGGGAUAUCUCGAGGGAGUUUAGUGAUGGCGAUAUGUCGAUGAUUAGUUCAUUGGAUUUUUCUUUCAAGGCGUCUUCUUCGCCUUCCUCUUUGACGUCUUCAUUAACGUCGUCGGCGCCAUUGACUUUGUCGAUACCGGCCAAGGAGGAUCGUCGUCGGUCCAAGGAUUUACUGAAGCCGCUGUCGAUUGGAGGGAAGGCUGGUAAAUCUGCAAAGUCAAUGCCUACUUCUCCCACAUCCAGAUCCAUGGCUGCUGGUGGUCCAAAAUCUGUUACGAACCGGUCACCCUCGAAUUCCAACACGGCUACGACACCUAAACCGACGUCUUCUUCGUACACAUCUCAAACACUCUCGAGUCUGUCAAAGUUCAUCCCAAGCUCACCCAGCAAAAUGAUGAUGCGACGACGUGCCAGCUCCGCAGCAUGGACACAACAAGUCACCAGCACCGCUGUUACGACCGUCACCAAGGCUCCCUCUCCUUACACGACUGGCAGCGGUAGCAGCAAUUCUACUUCUCGCCCUAUCAACAUCCCCUCGCCUGUCUCGGCGUUGAUGGCGAAGGGCCGCAACCGAUCUGACCCCAACUUACUGGCGUCGGCCCAUGCUGUUGAAGAGAGUCCAGUUUCGACAUCCAGGAGUCUGGCCAAGAGCUGGUUGUUGCCCUCACCCUGGAACAGCCCUUCUCGCAUUGGGUCCAAGAAGUAA